Molecule: messenger RNA, 5126 nt
Organism: Porites lobata
Lineage: Eukaryota; Metazoa; Cnidaria; Anthozoa; Scleractinia; Poritidae
Source: the annotation of a GenBank genome assembly
CUGAGUCAUAUCUAUGAUAUUAUCUUGUUUCUAACACAAGCGAUCGUUUGGUGUGCAUUUCAAGUAGUUCAUCAAGUGAUGCUAGUAGGUGAGAAUUAACUAUUCUAUUCCAUUUCAUUCACAUUCUGCAUUGCAAACGUUUCUUGUGUCUUGAGUUGGCAGCCUUUCUUUUUUGGCUUGUAUGUCAUAUUCAACCCUACUGAAAACUAAACGUUCUAAUUAGCUUUGUUUACUGAGCACAAAUGUACUUUUGAAUAAAAAGGAAAAAUUCGCCAGUUAUUUAGUUUGGUUUGUGCAUCACUGAACAUUUUACUGGCAAUCAGUUGUAUCCUAAGCAAUGAGGGUGUUUCUUCGAAAGCAUGUGAAGCCUUAACGAAAUCUUUCAAGAGAACUAUUAAGGAAAACCUAGCAAAGUGUAAAUUCAAAAAAAUUUGCUCCGACGCGUUUUGUAAGUGCAAUAGUUUCUAUCCUUUCAUUUUUGUCCAAAAGAAUAACAUCACCACAGAAUAUACAAUUAAUUGGUUAUUUUGAGUAAAAAGCUUUUUAAUAUUCACCGCAAGGGGUUAGAGCAAAAAGUCCAUAUGACGUGCAGUAAAACUGGAAGUUGUUUCGAUAUUAAACAACACAAUGUUAAUAAAUACCACCUCUGCUUCGAAAGGGCAUAUCCAGGUGUCGUCACCUGCUUACAGGAAAUGUAAACACAACAAAUUUAUUAUUUUUCUUCUUGAGAAGAAAAAAAAGUAGUUUAAAGGCCAUAAAAAACAUUGUGGCUAAAGAGAAAUUGGUAAUACUAAAUUGAGACUGAACGCGCUGCUCAAAAAAGUCGUCAAAGAUCUGAAGCUUUUCCACAAAUUUUGUGAAGGGCGAUAAUAUGUCAUCUCUUGUUUUGCUGUUUGAUUACUACACGCAGCCAUCUUGAAAAUAUAUUGUGGAUUGAAUCAUUUCAAUUUCCGAUUUUCCGGUACCUGACAGCUCUUCUUCGGGUACCCUAAUAUAAGACAUACAGCAGUAAAAUAAUGAAAAUUUUGAGACAAAUGGAGAUAAGUCUGACGUUUUGAAUGCUUGUAAAAUACAUUUUAAUAUUUUGCCCAACAGAUUUCUAGAUCAAGUAUGGAGAAUCUUCUAUUUGAAAAACAAUCUAUUAUUUUAAACAAUAUUUUGUGCUGACUAGCUCGAUUACUGAGUCUGGUUUCAAUUAUGCAAGAGCUGCUAUAUACUUCCUUGAGCUUUUAAAUCAUAUUUCCUUAUGUUGUGAUGAAAUUGUUUUAUGCCAAAACAUUUUUCGUGUAGUGAAUUUACGUUUGUUUUAUUGCAUACAAGAGCUGUACUACCAACAAUAGGCAAUCAUCAAAAUAUAUUAUAUUGUCCUUGUACCGCUCAACACAGCUCCACUGGAGAUCCGUUUUUCAGGCCUUUCAAGGCGGAUAGCGUAUCAAUAAACAAUGAGCUUUUCAUUUCUUUUUCUCGGCAGUGGGUUUUAAAAGCAAACUGUGGCCAGCCUUGGUUGGUUAAUAAUGUGUGUUAUACGAAGACAACAAGACAUUUUUAUGAGCCUGGAGAUUCUGACAAUCCGAACACUACGGUAAGAUUAUGUUGAAAUACCCAGUGAAAACUUUAAACUUCGAAAUGAAAUUUAUAGUCAACAGACUCAGGAUUCAAGAUCGAACAAUUCAUCGCCCGUAAUAAGAGUUUUCAAAACCUGGUUACCAUAUGUAUUCCUGUAUAUUGAACCAGGACUGAAUCAUAUGGAGUCUAAUUUUGGGCAUUUCAUAACCUAAAACAGUACACUGAAUAACAACAAGUUCAAUUACUUUUGUAAGGAAUUUAAUAUCGUAGCUCAAUUGAAAAAGGUAAUGCUUUUCUACUUGUCAGAAUUAAAGAUAUGCUAAUUUGGGAAUUUAGAUCAUUAAGAAAAAGUGUUCCGUUUUUCCAUCUUCUUCCAAGUUUAUCGGGUAGGUUACUUAGGACGAUUGCACACAAACAAAGAAAAGUUCUACAACAAUUUUGGCCACCUCUGCUUCAACCAAGUAAAACUGGAAAACAUGUAAGCAAGACCUUAAAAAAACAGCCGGUUCAUUCGAAAAUUUCAAUUUUCUUCAGAAAUUGACUUUCAAUGACACUCUCGGCAGCAACAUAGUGUUUUUAAUGAGAUCAGUCGCCAAACUGGCUGCACCAUACGAAACUUUGUUUAAGAUCCGCCAGUAGGUGCAUAGAGAUAAAUUAACAAUAGUGAUGUAAAGCUAAACCUUUAGAUUAAGGCCGGAUUGGAUUAUAGUUUAGAGGCAAUUUGUAUUGUUUUGUGAGGAGAUGAUGAAAUUUCUAAGUAAGGUAAGACCUUUUCAUGGCUUAGCGCUUAACUCAUGGCGUAUCGUGGACUGCGAUCGGCUUUCUGUGGAAUUAUAUAUGCACAGCCGCAAAUGGACGAGACCGGAUGGAAAUAAUCUUGAUAUCACGAAUUUUAAUCUCAUCGCGGUGAAAGGCUUCUUUUUCGCUUAAAUCCUUAUUCUCUCUGCGUUUCUCUAGCUAUUGGCCCGGGGGUGGGGUACUGCCUUAUAUAGGCCAUAUAGGUAUAUGCCGCCCCAAAGGGCAUAUUUUGGCGCAGUUUUGAUGUGUAAACUAGUAUAGACUUUGCUCAUUUUGGUCUGGAAUCUGGUAUGAUUUACAAGGGAACUACGGCUAUACUGUGUGAGUGUGUUCGUCGUUUCAAUUAUAAAUAUUAUUAGUGAAUAAGAAAGAAAGAAAUCUUUUUGUUGGCGUUCUAAUCUCAGCAAUGAUGACAUGAUUUCUCUCAAUGUAAACACGUAUGUUGCGUUUUGUGACCACCUCCAACUCUGAAAACGGGUGUGGAAAAUGACAUUUUGUGGUCUGAAAUAGGGUCAGGAUUCGGAGAGCUGGGCGGCACACCCCCCACCAACAAUUCCCAUAGUACCCUCCACCUGGGGCUAUUGGGCACACACACGAGGAACAACAAAAACUGAAAAAAAAAAAAAGGCUUGGGGCUUGGAAUGAGCUUAGGCUCUGUCUCCCAUGAAGUCGACUAUCUUAGAGCUUUUAAAGGAACUUGUUCGCUUCAGCCAAGCUAUGUUUUAUUACACACAAUUUCUAUAAAGGCCUCUUUACAAAUGUUAAUCGGAUCUCUGAUAGUCAUUGCAAAAUCACUCCACGAUAGACUGGUAUUUGUGUUCGGAUGUUUUAUGUCCCAAGAUACUUUGACCACGUCCGUCACUCUUUCGUUUAUUGUUUACUUUUCACGCGUUUCAGACUGAGGCCGGAAAAACUAUCACGCAUCGGUUACGAGAAACUUUAAUCAGCCACAGUAUACAAGCAGGAAAGACACAGCGUCCAUUUCGUAUCAUGCAACUUUUUUUCGAUUUAGCAGGGAUUAACGCACGUCAGUAACAAUUUACGUUGAAUUUAAUUCAGCAAAUCACAUCCUUGGAUUUCUUCACGUGGUAAUUCGGCCAUAUUAAGCCACUUUUAUAAAAUGUGAGCAAAUGCUCAAAAAAGUAUUCUUGAAUGAUCAGGUUUAAGAGGGACUGGAGGGCGUUCUACGCAAGUCAGUAUUUCGGAGUACAUUUCUCAUCCACAUAUACUGAAGCGAUUUCAAGACAACACUUACCCCGUACCUAUUUCUUAUGAUGUGUCCUAUCCUUUCUUCCUUCUUUGGCGAGAGUAAAAAAGCAGAACUGGAAACGCUUGUCGACUGAUCGCUGCUACAUGUUGUUUUCUUUUAGAUUGAGACUACGUUGAUGGACGCAAAAAGCCACUGAAAUAGUUAAAUAGAUGAAUUGAAAGAGAAUACACCAAAGAAAUGUGUUUGAAUUGUGAAGACUGUUUUAAUACUAAAAGGGCCAUAAGAAGAUUGUAGGAAUACUUUGCUUGGUCUUCAGUUUCAGACAAGGUAUUCUGCCUCUAAGAAGCAACUGCAGGCAGCGCGGAAGUUUUACAAUUGAAAGAAAAAAGUCUUAAAAUUUCCCCAAAACAAAACCUUUGCUGUAAACGGUGUAAGUUAAUAUGUUUUCUUCUGUCAACAGGUAUCCAAGCUUCGUGACAGACACUGUCAUAAUCGGUUUCGAUGAGAUGAAAAUGCACAUGCGUAAAGGACUAACAUCACCAUGGUGACACUACUUGUUGUAGUCUUUGCAUUGAUGAUCAUACUCACUGCAAUCGGAAACACGACAAUUUGUUACAUAAUUUACCGCGUGAGGCGGCUACAUUCACCCUCCCACCUCUUCCUGGUCAAUUUAGCUAUAAAUGAUAUCAUGGUGGGAAUAUUUCUGCUGCCAUUUGGCAUCGCUUCCUUAAUCCAGGAGUCCAGCGUCGUUGGAAAGACAGGAUGUGAUAUUAUUGGUUACUUCCAGCACGCAUCAAGCACUGUGUCGGUGCUUACGCUGUCAUCCGUCAGCAUGGACAGAUAUCUUGCUAUAAAUGUUCCUCUAAAAUACAAAGGCUGGGUGACAAAAACCAGGACAAUAGCAAGCAUCGUCUGCAUUUGGCUAUAUGCCCUGAUAACAGCAGGUUUUCCCCUUAUAGGAUGGAGUCGUUACCAAUACACUCCCGGCCUAUGGCUGUGCGAUACAGACUACAACAUAGCAGUUAGCUUUACCUAUUUUAAACUAGCCACCUUGUACUUUUUACCGUUGGCGUCUAUCAUUUUUAUUUACAUUAGUAUUCUUCGAAUAGCAUUACGUCAUUCUAGACAAAUAGCGCGCGAAGUCGAGGCUUUACAGCAACGAGAACUGAACUCAGCAUUUGAGCCAGAAUCAUCAGCGGGUGAAUCAGCGAUCAAGGCAACUGGACAGUAUUGUGUGCGCAAGCCCCACUCUGCCCUGCGGGCGGACAUCAAAACUUCACUGACGCUCGCUUGCAUAGUUGGUGUUUUAUUCAUAUCAUGGACUCCCUAUAUGGUUGUAAAUAUCUGGUCUUUUCACUCAGGGUUGGAAGCGCCUGUGGUGUUACAGUAUGUGGUGUCAGUACUAUAUUAUAUCAACGGAGUUAUCAAUCCAUAUCUGUACGGUUAUAUGAAUCGAGUGAUAAAGCGAGAAUUUAAGACUAUGUUGCAAACUGCGCGUACCCUUUGCGCAAGGAUUAAAGAGAAGAAAGUUCACCCUACUGAGGUAACCUAG